Molecule: messenger RNA, 540 nt
Organism: Hemisphaericaspora subhashii
Lineage: Eukaryota; Fungi; Ascomycota; Pichiomycetes; Serinales; Debaryomycetaceae
Exons: 1
Coding region: 1-540 (179 amino acids)
Molecular function (GO): RNA binding
Source: RefSeq, a predicted model, not a curated record
AUGUCCGACACCGAAAAAGAUCAAGCCCCAGUGGAAGAAAAACCAAAAAGAGUUCCUGAAACUGAAGAAGAAAGAGCCGAACGUUUGGCAAAACAAGAAGAGAUUGAUUCUCGUUCAAUCUAUGUCGGUAAUGUCGAUUUUCAAUCCACCCCGGAACAAAUUGAAGAAUUUUUUCAUGAAGUAGGAAUAAUUGAACGUGUUACAAUCUUAUUUGAUAGAUUCACGGGAUUACCCAAAGGGUAUGCCUAUGUUGAAUUUGAAAAAUCUGAAAGUGUACAACAAGCCAUCGAACAAUUGAAUGGGAAAACAUUUAGAGGUAGGGAAUUAAGAGUUACAACAAAGAGGACUAAUUUACCAGGAUUUAGACAGAGAGGAGGAGGUCGAGGUGGUAGAGGUAGAGGUCGAGGCGGUAGAGGUAGAGGUGGUAGAGGUAGAGGUCGAGGCGGUAGAGGUAGAGGUGAAAGUUCCAGAGGUGGUGCUAAGAAUGAAGAUGAAACAAACGAAGGAGGUGAAGCACCUGCGCCUGCCAAAGAAGAUUAG